This is a messenger RNA of Lingula anatina, 1922 nucleotides long. Its product is annotated as putative flavin-containing monoamine oxidase A. Gene Ontology annotation, molecular function: oxidoreductase activity. NCBI's taxonomy places the organism in Eukaryota, Metazoa, Brachiopoda, Lingulata, Lingulida, Lingulidae. The record is from RefSeq and is a predicted model, not a curated record.
CUGCAGUGGGCCCCGCACCCCACGUCAAGGGGCGAGGGAGGGUCCGCUUCGCAUCAAUUUCUUUCACAUUAGCUUAGGGAAUUCCAAACCUCGAUCUCGAGUUUUAUUAAAUGAACUAGGUCGAGCUAUUUAUAGCACUACGCCAUAUUCUACUUUCGGUGAAGGCCGCGGACUUUGACUGUCAAUGCAGGUGUUUUAGCAGACCGAUGAAAAGAUGGCAAGUCCGGCGUCAGUCGAGGUGGACGUAGUCGUUGUAGGAGCAGGGUUGUCUGGGCUUAGUGCAGCGUAUGAACUGACAAAAAGAGACCCCAGUCUUCGCGUGGCUGUGCUGGAAGCAAAAGAUAGGGUUGGUGGUCGCACUUUAACAACAACAUUAAAAGCAGCAGGAGGAGAAGAUGUAUGGGAUCUUGGUGGACAGUGGGUAGGAAGGACUCAGGUUCACAUAAUGGCGCUGUUACAAGAGCUGGGCCUUGAGGUGUAUAGUCAGUACAACAAAGGAAAGAAGUACAUGAAGCUCGGAAACAACAAAAUUAAAACAUAUGUCUCAGACAUCCCAACACUACCCAUUUGGGCAUUAUUAGAUCUUCAUUUUUUUCUGAAAAAGAUAGAUCAUAUGAGUACCAAAGUUCCAAUUGAAGACCCAUAUAAAUGUCAGUAUGCUGAGGAAUGGGAUAGUGUUACUGUAGAAGAUUUUAAACAAGAACAUUGUUGGACAAAAGCUGCUAUGGAAGCCAUAGAUUGUGCAGUCUUAGUGAUGUUUGGAGUGGACUGCUCUCAGAUAUCUUUGCUGUAUUUUCUGGCAUACAAUAAUGCUGCUGGUGGGAUUAAAGCUCUAACAGAGUCCUCUGAAGGCGCAGGGCAGGAAUUCAAAGUUAAGGGUGGAACUCAACAGAUAUCUCAAUUAUUGGCUGAAAAAGUUGGAAAGCAAAAUAUUUAUUUAAAUAACCCUGUAAUGACAGUGACCCAAGAUGACACACAAGUACUUAUAACCACAACUACAGGGGACGUUUUCAGGUGCUCCAGAGCAAUUUUUACAACAAUGCCUCAACAAACAGCCUCAGUGCAGUUCAAUCCAAGUUUGCCUCUUGAAAAACUGGAACUGUUCAAGAGAAUGCCAGCUGGUUGUAUUGUGAAGUUCAUUAUUACUUAUCAAAAUACUUUUUGGCGGGAUGCAGGUUUCUCUGGGGAGAUCGUAACAUGUGGCAGAACUAAAACAGGAGAAGAUGGCCCCCUGGGGGUGGUGUUUGAUGCAACCUCUCCAAAUGGGAAUCCUGCUUUGGUUGGCUUUGUGGCAGCCAAACAGGCAGUUAAAUGGAGCUGUGAUGAAGCAUCAAAGAGAAAGGCAGCAGUGCUGUCUGGCAUUGCAGAGUUCUUAGGUCCCCAAGCUGAGGAAUGCCUGGACUAUGUAGAACAGAAUUGGGGAGAGGAGCCUUACACUUUGGGUGGACCCGUAUCCCCAGCUACUACAGGAUGCAUGGCCUAUUUUACUGCAGGCCUAAGGCAACCAUUUAAUAGAAUCCACUUUGGGGGGACAGAGUCGGCCACAGUGUGGUGUGGUUUCAUGAAUGGUGCUGUGCAAGCAGGAACUAGAACUGCCAUUGAGGUUCUCUACCACCUCCGACCCCAAGCAGUUGCCACAGAAGAACUUAGACAAAGUGCCUAUUGUCCGGCGUCCACCUGGCCACAGAAGAAGAGGAAAGUGAAGAGACAUAAGAUAUUGAAAUGGACCCUUGGGUUUGGGGUCCUCACUUGUUUAGCAUUAGUGGCAAGAAGAACUUACAUAAAAUACAUUGAUUGAGAAUUUGAGUUACAUGUACUUAAGAUAAUUGUGUAGAAAGUAAAUGACCACAUGAAAAUGUUUACUAGUACAGAUUUGUAGCUUACAUUUGCAUGCGUUAGUGUAGUUUCUGGCAGAUUUUUAA